Molecule: messenger RNA, 2471 nt
Organism: Girardinichthys multiradiatus
Lineage: Eukaryota; Metazoa; Chordata; Actinopteri; Cyprinodontiformes; Goodeidae
Product: calcium uptake protein 3, mitochondrial-like
Exons: 15
Coding region: 2-1444 (480 amino acids)
Biological process (GO): calcium import into the mitochondrion; mitochondrial calcium ion homeostasis
Cellular component (GO): uniplex complex
Molecular function (GO): calcium ion binding
Source: RefSeq, a predicted model, not a curated record
CAUGGCCGCCGCACUGCGCAGACUGGUCCCUUCUCUCACAAGCAGCUCCAAAGCGGGAGUGUUUGCUGCGGGGUCUCAACAGCAAACACCCUCAACUGCGAGAAAGGCGCUUAAACUGGUCGCAGCCGGAGCGUGUGUUGCAGUCGCGGCCGGUGCUGCGGCUUUUUACUGCGGUGUCGGACCGAGGAGCCGCUUCGAAGCUCGGCUCGUACAUCUGGCGCUGCCGUCCGUCUCUGCGGCUGAUAAGGGAAGGACCUACGAUCUGGAUGAUGGAGAUGUGUAUGUGUCGUCCUAUGAAAACAGAUUCCGAAUCUUCAGCUCAGUGGAGUGUGAAGGCCAGCUCUACAUGACACCUCUGAACUUCAUUGAGUCUGUCACUCUGAAUGAACCAAGGAGUAAGAGAGGAUGGAAGUCCAUCACUAAAAAGGAAUUAGACAAGGUGCUGUCUGAUACUCCUCCUGUUUGGAAAGGAUCAUCUAAUUUGUUCAGAAAUCUGCGAGAAAGAGGUGUCAUCAGUUACACAGAGUAUCUCUUUCUGCUCUGCAUUUUAACAAAGCCCCAUGCAGGAUUUCGGAUUGCUUUCAACAUGUUUGACGCAGAUGGCAAUGAAAUGGUGGACAAAAGAGAGUUCCUGGUGUUGGAGGAAAUUUUCCGUAAGAAAAAGGCCAGAAAAGAAGUUGCUGAUGACUCUCAUAGACUGGACCAACAAACCCUGCAGCUUUAUGGUCAUUACAAAACCCAGACACACAGUGUUCGUAAAAAAGACGUCCAGCAUGUGGGGACCCCGGGUGUGUGGGAUGCUCUCAGGCGCGGCAUAAGUCAAGUUCUGUUUUCUGAUCUCACUGAGAACGUGGAUGAGAAAACAGAGACCACGCUGCUUGUGCAUUUUUUUGGAAAAAGAGGCAAAGCCGAGUUAAAGUUUGAAGAUUUCUACAAGUUCAUGGACAACCUGCAGACAGAGGUGCUUGAGAUAGAGUUCCUCUCUUACUCCAAAGGCAUGCCCAUCAUCAGUGAAGAAGACUUCACUCGCAUUCUUCUUCGCUACACAAACGUGGAUGAUGUCAGUGCGUACAUGGAGAAUGUACGCCACAGCAUACCCGAUGAAAAGGGAAUCAGCUUUGAGGAGUUCAGAUGCUUCUUUCAGUUCCUGAACAACCUGGAGGAUUUUGCCAUCGCCAUGCAGAUGUACAACUUUGCCCACCGCUCUGUUGGUCAAGACGAGUUUACCAGGGCAGUUUACGUGGCCACUGGAAUCAAGCUGAGCCACCACUUGGUCAACACCGUCUUUAAGAUUUUCGAUGAGGAUCACGAUGGUAAACUUAGCCACAAGGAGUUCAUUGGAGUCAUGAAGGACCGCCUGCACCGUGGAGACAGGGGUGUUAAAGCUGAGGAAAAGUUCAUCUCUUUCAAAUCCUGCGUGAAGAAGGAGCUAUCAGGCAAAUAGGUAAAGAGCCAUACACCGCUGCAUGUCUUACAGUCUGGAUGAGCUGUGGCUUCCCUUUCCUCCCUCUCUGGAUCCAGGGGUUGAUGCAUGCUGCAGGAUCUCAGAGCUCUGUCAUAGAGGUUUGGGAAACCAAAGAAAAACAGGAUGUAACCCCAACAGGAUGCCGUCAGUUUAAUAGGAAGCUUCACUAAAUUUUCAAACAAACCGCAAAUUAAGGCACAUUGAGGCACCUAGAACUUUACUGGAUUCUAAAUUGCGCUUGUUAGAGUUUGUAAAUGUAUGUAGGAAUAUAUCAAAUUGUUUAUUCCCAUAUUUAUUUAUCUACAAAUAUUUUGAAAAAGAAAGAUUAAUUCCAACAAUUUAGCCAAUUUAGGUAAUUAGUGAAACAGUUUCCUUCUCAACCAGCUUCUCUUCUUCAGAUUUAAUCCCAACCUUACUUCUGUUCUAGAUGGAGAAUGCUCAUAACCUUUGUCCACCAGUUGUCUCUGCAGUUCCCCUGCACAGAUUAUCCUUGUCCAGCACCAACCCCCCACCCUUCAGUCCAUCUAUUUCCUCCUAAGUGCUGCAGCUGGAAUCCUCCAGAAGAAGCAGACCUGAACACACUCGCUCAAUCCGAGGCUCAUUUACUGUUUAACUGCAGGCUGCUAACACUGUUAAUCAUUUCUUAGCUGAUACAGAGAAGUGUUGGCAUAGAUGUGAUCUUUCCUUUUAACCAAGCAGAAUAGAAAAGCCACGUGUUUUUACUUCUCUUUUACUUAUUGCUGGUUUUAAAGGAAUACAUCUAAAUGAUGAUAAGGAUGUGGAGUGACCCUGCUGUGUUUCUGAGCUUUGUUUGAUGAGAAAACACUAAAGAUACCAUGUUAAACGCUAUAAUGUCAUUCAGACUAAUGCACUGUAUCUGCGACGAUUUGAUGCUCAUAUUAGUGACUCUACCUCGUUCCUUUAAACUCUGGCUUUGACUGUUACGCUCACUUUAGAGCCUUGAUUCAUUUCCACAGAUGUGUUUCAAUAAAUCUGACAUACUGUA